CAAUCAGAAAGCGUGACGUCAGUUUGGCGCGGAGUUUGGCGGCCGGGGCUCUUAGUGGCGGGAGUUGGAGGCGAAACCGCGCCGCGCUGUGGAGGGUGCAAACGGCGGCUCCUGUGGAACUUGGGGGCGAUCUUCUCGGCGUUCCCCUCAGCUGAGCCUUCUCCUCGGGCCCAGAUGCUCUUCAACUCGGUGCUCCGCCAGCCGCAGCUCGGCGUCCUGAGGAACGGGUGGUCUUCACAUUACCCUCUACAAUCCCUUCUGAGUGGUUAUCAGUGCAACUGUAACGAUGAACACACAUCUUAUGGAGAAACGGGAGUCCCAGUUCCUCCUUUUGGAUGCACCUUCUGUACCGCUCCCAGUAUGGAGCAUAUAUUAGCAGUUGCUAAUGAAGAAGGCUUUGUCAGAUUAUAUAAUACAGAAUCACAAACUAGCAAAAAGACAUGCUUCAAGGAGUGGAUGGCUCACUGGAAUGCUGUCUUUGACUUGGCCUGGGUCCCUGGUGAACUUAAACUUGUUACAGCAGCUGGUGAUCAAACAGCCAAAUUUUGGGAUGUAAGAGCUGGUGAGCUAAUGGGAACAUGCAAAGGCCACCAGUGCAGCCUCAAGUCUGUAGCUUUUUCCAAGUUUCAAAAAGCUGUGUUCUCUACAGGGGGGAGAGAUGGCAACAUUAUGAUCUGGGACACCAGGUGUAACAAAAAAGAUGGAUUUUAUAGACAAGUGAAUCAAAUCAGUGGAGCUCACAAUACUGCAGACAAGCAAACCCCUUCAAAGCCCAAGAAGAAACAAAAUUCAAAAGGACUUGCUCCUUCUGUGGAUUCCCAGCAGAGUGUUACUGUGGUCCUCUUUCAGGAUGAGAAUACAUUAGUCUCAGCAGGAGCCGUGGAUGGAAUAAUCAAAGUAUGGGAUUUACGCAAGAAUUACACUGCUUAUCGACAAGAACCCAUAGCAUCCAAGUCUUUCCUGUACCCAGGUACCAGCACUCGAAAACUAGGAUACUCGAGUUUGGUUUUAGACUCUACUGGCUCUACUUUAUUUGCUAACUGCACAGAUGACAACAUCUAUAUGUUCAAUAUGACUGGCUUAAAGACUUCUCCGGUGGCUGUCUUCAAUGGACACCAGAACUCUACCUUUUAUGUAAAAUCAAGUCUUAGUCCGGAUGACCAGUUUUUAAUCAGUGGUUCAAGUGAUGAAGCUGCCUACAUUUGGAAGGUUUCCAUGCCAUGGCAUCCUCCUACUGUGCUCCUGGGUCAUUCUCAAGAGGUCACGUCUGUGUGCUGGUGUCCAUCAGACUUCACCAAGAUUGCAACCUGCUCUGAUGAUAAUACACUAAAAAUCUGGCGCUUGAAUAGAGGCCUAGAGGAGAAACCAGGAGGUGAUAAACAUUCCAUAGUGGGUUGGACCUCUCAGAAGAAAAAAGAAGUGAAAGCCUGCCCCGUAACGGUACCAAGUAGCCAGAGUACUCCUGCCAAAGCUCCCAGAGCCAAGAGCAGUCCAUCCAUCUCCUCUCCUUCAUCAGCAGCUUGUACUCCAAGCUGUGCAGGAGACCUCCCUCUUCCUUCAAGUACCCCCACAUUCUCAGUCAAAACCACUCCUGCCACGACCCGUUCUCCAGUCAGCAGAAGAGGCUCCGUCUCUUCUGUGUCUCCCAAGCCACUCUCAUCUUUCAAGAUGUCGCUUAGAAACUGGGUGACCCGAACACCUUCCUCAUCACCACCUGUCACUCCACCUGCUUCUGAGACAAAGAUCUCGUCUCCAAGAAAAGCUCUUAUUCCUGUGAGCCAGAAGUCAUCACAGGCAGAUGCUUGCUCUGAAUCUAGAAAUAGAGUGAAGAGGCGUCUCGACUCAAGCUGUCUGGAGAGUGUGAAACAAAAGUGUGUGAAGAGUUGCAACUGUGUCACUGAGCUUGACGGCCAAGUGGAAAGUCUUCAUUUGGAUCUGUGCUGCCUUUCCGGCACCCAGGAAGUCCUUAGCCAAGACUCCGAGGGUCCAACCAAAUCAAGCAAGACUGAAGGUGCUGGCACAAGCAUCUCAGAACCUCCUUCUCCUGUCAGUCCUUAUGCUUCUGAAGGCUGUGGACCACUGCCUCUUCCUUUGAGACCUUGUGGAGAAGGAUCUGAGAUGGUGGGCAAAGAGAAUAGCUCCCCAGAGAAUAAGAACUGGUUGUUGGCCAUAGCAGCCAAACGCAAGGCAGAAAAUUCAUCCCCAAGAAGUCCAUCAUCCCAGACGCCCAGUUCCAGGAGACAAAGUGGGAAGACGUCACCAGGCCCGGUCACCAUUACUCCCAGCUCCAUGAGGAAGAUAUGUACGUACUUUCGUAGAAAGACUCAAGAUGACUUCUGCAGUCCUGAACACUCAACUGAAUUAUAGAUGCUAAUCUGAAGUUCAUUGAACUUAGGUCUACAAAGAUUUUUUUUAAAAAAAAAGGCUUUAAAAUUCUGGUCUUUAAGAAAAUGGUCAUCUUUUCAUUUUGGAAAAAGUCCUUCUACUCUUUAGCAGACCUAGUCAGGCCCCACUGUGUAUAGACACAGCUACUGCCUGAGGUGAGUGCUGUCUCCAGGUCCCGGGGCAGCUUGUCCUCUGUAGUCUACUCUAGCAGUCUGUGAUCAUCACGUCCAGCUCGUGGAUGCAGAAAUCAAGGAGUGCUUCUGUGGACAGUGGAGAGUGCUAGUCCAACACAGGGCCCAUCUGUGAAGGCCGUCUGAAGAUAUCCUCUGCAGAAGAUGCCUUAAGCAAGCGUGAGCUUAUUUGAAAUAUAUCAUUUGUUCACUAUAUUUUUGUGUGUGUGUGUGUUUCUCAAACUGUAUAAAAAUGUGAUAUUCACUUAGUACAUUCAUAUUGUCUUCAUUUACGGUAUAAAUGUCAACUCUUUGGAGAAUGUAGGAGGAAACAACAGAAAGCUGGGUUUUUGAAAGCUGUGGAGAUCUUUUCUUUUCUUUUAACCAGAUUUCUAUUACAAACCAGCAUCACUCAUGGGGAGAAAGGCACUUUCUUGAGAGAUGUUUUAUAAAAUCAGUAUACAGUGAGACCAGAGCAGUUCUCUAGGGUCUGUGACUUUAAAAAAUGUCAUUAGAUUUUUAAGAUAAAGUAAUUUCUUACUUAUAAAAGUUGAUAUUGCUUUAAAAAAAAAUCUAGAACCUGGAAAAUAAGCCUUUUUUUUUUAAACAAAAGGCACCAGCUGUCUAGUAUAUUGGUAAGCAAAAAAUAAACAGCACUUUAUCUAGACAGUUAGUGCAGAGGUUGUGUCUGUUGACUCUAAAUUGUAUUUGAAAUACUGUAACUUUUCUUUCCCUUAAAUGCUACAUGUUGGUCCUCAUGAAAUGAGCAUAUCUCCCUUUGCAGACUCUUAGAAAGAAACUUUAUGUUUGAGAAAGGCGUUCCCUUAUAGUUAGGAAAGAGUUUGUCUCAUUCAAAUCUCUGGGGGCUAGCUAAACUUUAUUUCAAUUCUCGUGAUUUUUAAAUAUUUUAUUAAAAACUUUAAGUCCUUUGAGAUUGUAAGUUAAGCUUAUAAAACAAACCAAACUAAGAAGGUUAAAUAAUAAGUGUUGGGUUUCUGUAGUUAUUACAGUCAAACCACACACAUAUGCAGCAGCUUUCGCUGAGUGCUGGGGAGUCUGCAGUGAUGUUAGCUUUUUGAGUAGUGGGCAGUAGGAAGGAAUUUUUAAUGAUGUAGAACUGCCAAUAAUGUUAAAUAUCUGCUGCUUUGAAAGCCAGUGGUGGUCAGUAAAGCAGAUGAUCUGUGUCUGGCUGCACUGCCAAGUGAAGCUGGGGUGAGUGGCUGUCAGAAACUUCAGGCUCUGCUUGGAAAACUUAGUACCACAAAUGGGUGUCAAAGGUCAUGUGUAACAGAGUAGUAAUUAUCCCUGCCGUGUGACCUUGAGCUGACCCUGAAUAAUCAGCCUUUUACCUUGUCUGAUGUCCUUUCCUACGUUUUUUUUUUUUUUUACAGUGACCUGAAAGCAAUCUACAUAAAAGGAAGUAAUCUUAAGAGUCCCUUUUGCUUGCUUGUAGAGUAAAAUGUGUUGUUUCCAAAGGUAUAAUCUAGUUCAAACUGAAAGAGGUUCUAAUAAACGUCUUACUUCAUCAAACCUCAAAUGUUUAAGGUGGUUUGGGUUACUUGCUGUGCUGCUUUGAAUAAGAAUGGCCCGUAGUCUCGUAUAUUUGAAUGAUUGGUCACUAGGAAGUGGAAAUGUUUGAAAGGAUAAUAAAAAAAAAAAUAGGUGUGG
This is a messenger RNA of Mus caroli (Ryukyu mouse), 4223 nucleotides long. It is a transcript of the gene Dtl, whose product is annotated as denticleless E3 ubiquitin protein ligase adapter. NCBI's taxonomy places the organism in Eukaryota, Metazoa, Chordata, Mammalia, Rodentia, Muridae. The record is from RefSeq and is a predicted model, not a curated record. Gene Ontology annotation, cellular component: nucleus. Gene Ontology annotation, molecular function: protein binding; protein-macromolecule adaptor activity. Gene Ontology annotation, biological process: proteasome-mediated ubiquitin-dependent protein catabolic process; mitotic G2 DNA damage checkpoint signaling.